Jatropha curcas is the source of this 1493-nucleotide messenger RNA. It is a transcript of the gene KOM, whose product is annotated as Rhomboid-related intramembrane serine protease family protein. The record is from RefSeq and is a predicted model, not a curated record. Gene Ontology annotation, cellular component: membrane. Gene Ontology annotation, biological process: proteolysis. Lineage: Eukaryota; Viridiplantae; Streptophyta; Magnoliopsida; Malpighiales; Euphorbiaceae. Gene Ontology annotation, molecular function: serine-type endopeptidase activity.
UACUCUGUUUUGCUUCCCAAGAAAACCAUAGUACUGAACUACAAAACCCAAACUUUCUCUUUCUUGCAGGGGAAAAAGAAAAAUCCCCAUGGAAGAAAAACCUAAACAGGACGCAAAGAUCGAUAUGGCAGAGCCCACAUUCCCUUUAGAUUUCAACGAAUCUCUUCAAAACCAAAAGACGCCAUUCUUCAAUUCCAGCUCUCGUAGAAGAAGAAAUGACACAUGGGUAAUUUCCAUCUUUGUUAUCUUCCAUCUGAUAGCGUUCGUGGCCACCAUGAUCGUCAACGACUGUUGGAGUAACUCUCAUGGAGAUUGCACUGUGAAAACUCUACGGAGGAUGUCGUUCCAGCCACUCUCCGAGAACCCACUGCUCGGUCCCUCUGCUUCCACGCUCGAUAAAGUGGGGGCUCUUCGCAAGACAUUGUUAGUGGAACAUCAAACUUGGCAUCUUCUCUCAUGUCCAUGGUUGCAUUCGGGGCUCAUCCACCUUAUCAUCAACCUUAUAGGUGUUAUCUUCUUAGGAAUUUACCUAGAGCAAGAAUUUGGGCCAUUAAGGACUGGGAUAAUCUACAUUUUUUCUGGUUUUUUUGGCACCUUGGUGACUGCACUUUUUGUUCGAGAUAGCCCAGCAGUUAGUUCCUCUGGUGCUCAAUUUGGAUUACUUGGGGCUACACUUUCUGCACUUAUAAGGAACUGGAAACUUUACUCUAAUAAGGUUGCAGCUCUGCUGAUACUUUUUGCUGUCUUUGCCUGUAACAUCAUGCUUGGUUUACUACCUUAUGUCAGCAACUAUUCAAACAUUGGAGGUCUUAUAUCAGGAUUUCUACUUGGACUUGCACUUUUAUCUACCCCUCAACUUAGGCAAUUGGCUCCAAAUAAAUCAGGCUUUUAUGACAAGGGUGUCAAAAAUUUCUUUAACUCAAAGCAGAAGCUGGACAGGCCUGUGCUGAGGAGUGUUUCUCUUCUUAUUUUUGCUUUUCUGCUGUUAGUAUUUCUUGUGGUAGCACUCUUGGGCUUCAAUAUCAGCCAAUAUUGCCAGUGGUGCAGAUAUUUUGACUGCAUUCCUUCCAAAAGGUGGAACUGCAAUGACAUGACAACUUCUUGUGAGGAACCUUUGGUCAAUUAUAAACUGCAGUCUUAUUUGUUGGUGACUACUGUGUUUUGCAAUGUCAUGCUAAAAAUGAAAUGUUAAGUGCAGACCAUGUUAAGUGAUACACAGUCAACUUUGACCUGCAUGGGUAACGGCAACUUCAGAAUUUUUCCUUUUACCAACAUUUCACAAGAGAGGACCAGGGAUUUGUGCACUCUUAUAUGCUCCUGAAAACAUGCAAUAUUUUUGGCUGCUUUCUGUACUUGAUUUUCUUUUAUUUUGGUAAAUUCUGUAGUAAGGCAAAGCAAGGCAAGGGGUCACUUUGUGAUACGGUGUAAAGAGCUUGUGAACUUGAAUGCAGAAUUGACAUUAUUGAUGAGAAAUAUAUUGGACCUUAAAUGAA